Molecule: messenger RNA, 3585 nt
Organism: Chironomus riparius
Lineage: Eukaryota; Metazoa; Arthropoda; Insecta; Diptera; Chironomidae
Source: the annotation of a GenBank genome assembly
GUUUUUGGAAAUUUGAAAUGUUUGGGGCUGAUUACAAAGAAGGUUUUUAAAAAAUACGAUAAAUUUAAAACCCCUCCCUUCAUCAACCCUUGUCAGUACUAUUUUCUUAUACGAUCAAAAAAAUGUAUCUUUUCCCCUUAUAAUAAAUGGGUGACGUAAUUUAUAAAGGACCCAUUUGUGUUUAUAACAAAACUGCGCAAAAAGAUAAUUCUAAUGUAAUUCACAAAUAUUUAAGAAACAAUGAAUCCUGACAUAAAACUACAGACUCAAACAGAGAAACCAAAUCACUAUAUGUAUUUGAAAGAAUUUCGUGUCGAGCAAUGUCUCUCGUUUUUGCAGCAUAAAUGCAACCAGCAUAAGCCAUUUGUGUGUUUUAAUUGGCAUUUUGAUAAUCAAAGACGAAGACGUCCAGUAAGAAGACGUGAUGGAACAUUUAAUUAUUCGGCAGAUAAUUAUUGCACAAAAUACGAUGAAACAAAAGGAAAAUGCCCCGAUGGAGACGAGUGUCCGUUUUUGCAUAGAACAGCCGGUGACACUGAACGACGUUAUCACCUUAGAUACUAUAAAACAUGCAUGUGCGUUCAUGAUACUGAUUCGCGUGGAUUUUGCGUAAAAAAUGGUCAACAUUGUGCAUUUGCACAUGGAGUACAUGAUCAGCGUCCACCGGUUUAUGAUGUAAAGGAAUUGGAAGCAAUGCAAGCAGCCGAGAAUGCAGUAGAAGCAGCAAAUGGAGGUGGACCAAAUGCAUUAGAUAAGGAAAGAAAUUUAAUGAAUGAAGAUCCAAAAUGGCAAGAUACAAAUUAUGUACUAGCAAACUAUAAGACGGAACCUUGUAAACGACCACCGCGUUUGUGUCGUCAAGGAUACGCGUGCCCACAAUAUCAUAAUAGCAAAGAUAAGAGACGUAGUCCUCGAAAAUAUAAAUAUCGUUCAACACCAUGUCCGAAUGUUAAGCACGGCGAAGAAUGGGGCGAACCGGAUAAUUGUGAGCAAGGUGAUAACUGCCAAUAUUGUCACACCAGAACAGAACAACAAUUUCAUCCAGAAAUAUACAAAUCUACAAAAUGCAAUGAUGUUCAACAACAAGGCUAUUGCCCACGAUCUGUAUUCUGUGCUUUUGCUCAUGUCCAAUCAUACUUCUUAGGUGACGAAUUACAACAACUUAAUCCUGAUGGAAAUCCAUCGAUAUUAUCAGACAUGAUCAACAAUGCAUUGCCUCCACCGAUGGUCAAGGACGCAAAAACUAACGAAUUAGCUUACUUUUCAAAAGUAUUACAAAAUGGUAGCGCUGAAAGUUCAGAAUCAGCAAGUACAAGCAGUAUAGGAUCGAAUAAUAGCUCACAUAAUAAAGCGCCUGGUUCACAGUUGCAACCAAAGUCAAUACAUGGUUUGGCCCAUAGCAAUACAUUAAAUUCCAAUAUUAACGGUAGCGCAAUUAGUAGCUUACAAUCAACUAUAAAUAGCAAUUCGAACAAUUCCAAUUUAUUAUCAAAUCCAUUUCAAGAAUUUUCACCAGAAGUAUCGAAACAAAUAUUGGCUAUUGAGAAUGAUCCGUCAUUGUCUCCAAUCGAGAAAGAAACUAGAAAGAGAUUCUGUUUAUUUGGUCAGUUAUCUUCUCAAUUCGAUCUUGAAAAUUCUAUAUCGGCUGGAAUAUCUUCAAGUAUACUUCAUCCACAAUCAGCUCCUGUCAACAUUCCUAAUUCACCAUUGACGAAUUCAUUAGGUAAUUAUCGCAAAUCAAUUCUCGCAGGACUUUUACACGGUACUAACUCAAAGCCAGUGAAUAUUCCAGGGAACUAUAGUCCAUCAUCUCAUCCAAAUAUGUUUAUGGGUGCAAACGAUCCAUUCAUUCCUAAUUUAAGCGGUAGUGCUGGGUCUGCAAAAAUCAAUAGUAAUUCAUUCGGACAUAACGAAAAUAUUCUUUUUCAACCAUCAUCUCAUUUGGUAUCAUCAUUAAACGAUGGAUUAGGAUCAUCAAUUAGCCCCGACUUAAGCGAAAAUUUUAAAUUAAUCCACAGGAUGAAUUUUGACUCUAGAAUAUCAGAAAUGAAUCAGCUCAAUAGUGAUCAGCAAUUACUCAAUAAUUCAACAAAUCCAUCAAAUAGUUUAUUCGAUGGACACAUUCAAAAAUAUCCAUUAUCUCCAAUGAUUAAUUCCAACUAUAAUAACAACGUUCAUGACGAUACAAUCAGAAAGAAUUUCGAAUUAUGGAAAUUAGAACUUGAUGAAAAUAAUAGAAAGUUUAAUAAUCGACAGGUUCUUAUAGCAGAGAAACAACGCGACGAGGCACUAGGAACGGUUAAAGCCCUCACCGAAAAAGUAGAACAGCUAGCACUAUCAUCAUUCAAAUCCAAUGAGCUACGCGGGAUGCCGAUACAAAAGUUAAAAACAUUACAGUCAAAAUUAAGAAGCGAUUUAGAAGAAGUUGAUAAUGUCCUUUAUUCAUUAACGGCAACAAAAUGUAUGAAAUGUGAAGAGAAUAAUCGUUCGGUAACACUAGCACCAUGUAAUCAUUAUGUGCUAUGUGAAGUUUGUGUGACAACUCAACGCGAAUGUCCUUAUUGCCAAACUCCAAUUGAACGAACGAGUACAACAUAAAUAAUUUGACAACAACAAAGAAUAAGGCAUCUUAGUUUAUUACCUUUUAGAUGGACACAUAAUGCAUUUAAUAAUUAAGAUUCAUAGAAUAUAAAGGCAGAGAAAGAGGAACCGAAAAUAAGCAGGAAAAUCCAAAACAAAACAGAUAUUUUUUUUUUGACAUAUUUAAGAAGAAAAAAGUUUAUAUUGCAUUUUUUUUUAUUAAAAAUUAAGAACAACUUCACAUAGUGUCAGGCAUUAAAUUCAACAGAAUCUCCACUCUUUUUAGACACAAAACAAUUCUAUUGUUUUAAGACUUUAACAAUAAGAUUAUUAAGUAAGAUUCAAUUGGAGUACAAAAAGCACAAUAAGAAUGCAUGUGUCCAUCGACUAUGUAUGUUUGGUAAUCAGUAAUCAAUUUCAAAAACUAGGAACCUGUUGAAUUCUCUCUCUCACUCUUUCUCUUUCUCAUACAUUUAUUAGUAUUUAACAAAUUUUUUCCUACAAUCCAAUGUGUUUUUUCUUCGUAAUAAAUAAUAUUAAUAAUAAUUAAAUGAUUAUAAUAAUAUGUGUGAAACAAGAAAAAUUGAUGAUUAAUUAUAUAUUUGAAGAAAAUUGAUUACAAAAAAAAAAUAAUUAAUUAAAUGAGAGCAAAAAAAAAGUGUUUGAAAAUUAAUAAAAUCAUUUUGAAUAAAAAAAGGAUUUAGAGUAGAAAUACAUUUAUAUAGGUAGAAUAACAAAUUAUUGUGAGACAUACAAGAAAUUGCUAUAGAACAGUUUAAUUAAUUAAUUGAUUUAGCACUGGAUUGUGAAAAAUGGAAGUGGAAAUUUUUUUUGUCAAUAUUUGAUCAAUCAAUCGACCUGAUAAACAUUUAAAAAAAGAAACCAGAAACACAAGAGAAUGUACUUCUAUAUUAUAUUAAAAAUACUAGAGGAGCCCAGUGCUGAUUAUAUAUUUCUAAUUGAAUUAAACGGGCAUUAAUAAAUAUACAAUAUGAUAAAGAAAAA